AUGGCUCCAAAUGCUACUUGGGUUCAGCUUAUGGAUAGUGGGAACCUUAGGUUACAAGAUAACAGUAACAGUGGUGAGAUUCUGUGGGAGAGUUUCAAGCAUCCUUAUAACUCUUUCUUGCCAAGAAUGAGUCUUGGGACCAACAAUAGAACCGGAGAGACUCUAAAGCUUACUUCUUGGAGAAGCUACGAAGAUCCUUCACCUGGGAACUAUACAGCUGGUCUUGCUGGUUUAACAAUACCUGAGCUCGUAGUUUGGAAGAACAGUGUCCCAAUCUGGCGUAGCGGACCGUGGAACGGUCAGGUUUUCAUCGGUUUACCGGUUGUAAAAUCACUUCAGUUUCUUGAUGGGUUAAAUAUCAAUACCGACAUGGAAGGAACAUUUUCACUGUCUUACGCUAAUGAUUCUUUCAUGUACCAUUUUGACUUGGAUCCUGAUGGAGCUAUAACCCAAAGAGAUUGGAGUACUUCCACGAGAAGUUGGAGGGUUGGUGUAAGUAUUCCGUCGACAACUUGUGAUGCAUACAGUAGAUGCGGUCCGUUCGCGAGCUGCUGCUCUCGGGAAGUUCCACCUUGUAACUGCGUUAAAGGGUUUGUGCCGAGGAAUAACACAGAGUGGAAUGGAGGCAGUUGGAGUAAUGAAUGUGUGAGAAGAGCUCCGUUGCAGUGCGAGAGGCAGAGCAAUGUAAGUGGAAAAGGAGAUGUGUUUUUCAAACUUGAGAAGAUGAAAGUACCAAUCAAUGCGGAACAGUCUCUAGCUGAUGAGCAGGACUGUCCUAAACAGUGUUUAGGUAACUGUACUUGCACGGCUUAUGCUUACGAUCGAGGAAUCGGAUGCAUGAUUUGGAGUGGUGGCUUAGUUGAUAUGCAAUCAUAUUUGGAAACUGGCAUUGAUCUUUAUAUUAGGGUUGCGCAUUCCGAACUCAGUAACACCCAUGAUAGGCCUUGCGCUUAUUACUGCGGUCUGCCUUCUUAUAGCAUGCCGGGAAUCAAAAACCCGUCCAGCACGAGACAGAGCAAGAAGUGCAGGGCUAUUGUUAGAAAGAAUGGAAGCACUUUCAAGUGGUAAUGAGUCUGCUUCUAACCAAGUCAAGCUCAAAGAUCUUCCCUUUUUUGAGUUUCAAGUGUUAGCUACAUCAACUGAUAACUUCUCUCUGAGAAACAAGCUCGGGCAAGGCGGAUUUGGUCCUGUUUACAAGGGGAAUUUACCAGAAGGGCAAGAAAUUGCAGUGAAGAGGCUCUCACGUUCAUCAGGACAAGGGCUAGAGGAACUUAUGAACGAGGUGGUUGUGAUUUCGAAGUUGCAGCAUCGCAAUUUGGUGAAGUUACUUGGCUGUUGCAUUGAAGGUGAAGAAAGGUUGUUGGUCUAUGAAUACAUGCCAAACAAAAGCUUGGAUGCGUAUCUAUUUGACUCAUUAAAGCAAAAGAUUCUUGAUUGGAAGACUCGGUUCAACAUAAUGGAAGGAAUUUGUAGAGGUCUUUUGUACCUUCACAGAGAUUCAAGACUAAAGAUCAUACACAGAGAUCUAAAAGCCAGCAACAUUUUGUUAGAUGAGAAUCUGAAUCCGAAGAUAUCUGAUUUCGGGCUUGCAAGGGUUUUCCGAGCGAAUGAAGAUGAAGCUAACACAAGAAGGGUUGUUGGAACAUACGGCUAUAUGUCACCUGAAUAUGCAAUGGAAGGUUUCUUUUCAGAAAAAUCAGACAUUUUCAGCCUGGGGGUUUUGUUUCUAGAGAUCAUAAGUGGGAGAAAAAACUCUCACAAGGAAGAGAAUAAUCUCAACCUUUUAGCUUAUGCGUGGAAGCUAUGGAAUGACGGUGAGGCUGCUUCUCUAGCAGAUCCAGUCGUCUUUGACAAGUGUUUUGAGAAAGAGAUAACAAAAUGUGUUCAGAUUGGUUUGUUAUGUGUGCAAGAAGCUGCAAACGAUAGACCGAAUGUUUCAACCGUGAUUUGGAUGCUAACUACCGACAACACGAACCUCCCUGAGCCGAAUCAGCCUGCGUUUAUAGCAAGAAGAGGAGUUUCUGAGGCUGAAUCUUCUGACCAGAGUUGUCAAAAGGUCUCUACCAACGAUGUGAGCCUCACAGCUUUAUCAGGACGUUAACCUCACAAACCCAAUCUCUCUCUUUGUACAAUACACUCUUUAUACGUAAGGGUGAAAAGUGACAACUGUUUUCUUCAGUCCAUCUUGCAGGUUUAAAUUUAUGAUAGUUUAUAUGUUUUGAGAUAAUUCAAAAGUUUAAAUGGAUUCGGGGAUAAGGUUUACAUUGUCGGGAUCAAAAUUCGGGGACGAAUUUUUGUUUAGUGGGGAAGAAUUGUAAUAACUCGGAUCUGGCCAUAUGAAUAAGUUUAAAUGGAUUAAUUUGGCUAUCAAAGUGCAC
Molecule: messenger RNA, 2378 nt
Organism: Thlaspi arvense
Lineage: Eukaryota; Viridiplantae; Streptophyta; Magnoliopsida; Brassicales; Brassicaceae
Source: the annotation of a GenBank genome assembly